Messenger RNA from Chiloscyllium plagiosum (whitespotted bambooshark), 2368 nucleotides. Lineage: Eukaryota; Metazoa; Chordata; Chondrichthyes; Orectolobiformes; Hemiscylliidae. The record is from RefSeq and is a predicted model, not a curated record.
UGAGUCUUGCCAGCAUUUUCUGUCGGUGUUUGAGGGAUUGUUCAGUGUCACACCGGAUUGUUGUAGCACACCACAGUGCCUGGGUUGGCACCGUGAUCCCAGCUGCUCUUUCUCCGACCCUGCCUUCCCGAUGGGUUUUGGAAAGAGGAAUGUUAAAGCGUUUACGUCCCGACUGCCGUGAUAACAUUCCUGCAAACAAAAAAAAACCGGGGAAGCGGCGUUCACUUUUGGGAUUGUAGAUUGGGAAUUAACGGCGAAACUGUAUGAAUUGUGGCUACAGCAAAGCUGCGUGGGCACCGGUCCCUGCAUUAAAGGCGCUAUAUAAAUGCAAAUUGAUGUAGUUGUAUUGAAACUUGGAAUGCUCUGUCGUGGAGUUAAAAAAUUUAAAGUACUUUCGUUAAGGGACAACAGCCAUUUUGUUGCAAACAGAAUCUUGUAAAGUUUUCCACGCAUUUCCUGGAUUUGUUGUAGUCAUCAAUCACUCGCUGUUGAGUCUGAUUGCCAUGGGAUUUCCUCAGUCGACAAUGGUCAUGGGUUGAGUCUGCUCCCACAGCCGCGUCUCCAUUUGGCAGAUGUUAGCAAGAGAUGAAAUAAGAUAUAAGAUGAAAUUCUUUCAUGAUAAACCAUGGAAAACAAAUGGUGUACAGCACCAUAAAUAAAUGUCUCUUCAAUAUGAAAAUGCUCACACUGCUUUCAGUGUUUAAUUUGCUUAUACUGUAUGGAACAGAGAGCUCAGCCAUAACCACAAUCAUUAUUAAUGCAACUGUGGGUGACCAGAUUCUGUUUCCUGUGCCUAUCCAUUGUGGAUCGCAAUAUGAAGUAGCAUUUCUAUCAAAAUCACCAAUUAAUGCUAAACUUGCUUCAUGGGGUUUUGAUACAGCUCACAAACAUGCAUUGUAUGAAAAAAGACUGCAAUUACACCAAAAUGGCUCUCUGGCACUGCAGAAAGUACAGAUUAAUGACACAGGACUGUAUGAAAUACAUAUUGAUUGCUAUGGUACAGCAGUGAUGGAAACAACUAUAACAAAGUUUGAUUUGCAAGUGUUUGAGCCAGUUUCCAAGCCUUUAAUAACAAUAAAUUGUUCAACUAAAAAUGCCAGCCUGAGCUGCUCUGUCUCCAAGGGAACAAAUGUCACAUUAUACUGGGAAAUACAACCAAUGUCUGGACCCAGCAAGAGAAUCGAUGAUGAAGUUGAACUGGUGAUAAGUCAUGGUCAUGAGCAGGCCAAAUACACGUGUGUAGUACAGAAUCCAAUCAGCAAUGCAACCAGUGACCUACAGACAUUAGAGAAGUGUAAUGACCAAAGUUCUACAGGUUUGGUAUGUUUCAUCUCUAUAACUACUGCAACUGUAUUGCUUUUUGGUUUGGUUAUAAUUAUAUUUAUAGCAAAACUAACAACCCAUGAUAAAGGAAACAACACAGCAAUUGAAAAAUGGAAUGAAGAAACAUGCUACCUGAGUGAUGGAGCUAUUGAAGCCACAUAUAUUACUAGGAUUCGUUCAAGCUAAAUGCUGUUCAUUAUCUGCUCAGUGCUACUGAAUAUAGUAAUUAAAAAGGAAGAAAUUGAAUUUAACUGAGCUACAGAAUAAGGGUCAUUGUUAUGGGGAUUUUCUACAUUGUCAGAGAAUGUAAUAGAAUGAUAGUAUUUUUAUUUGUCACACACACUGACAAAAUUGCAGCUCCUACAAUAACCUGACCUACUAUCUAUACAUAUAUAACAUCAAAUACUUCUGCUUAUUGGGCCCUGGCAAUUUAUUCUACUGUUCGCUGUCGAUAACACUGAUGCAAAUUGCAACACAUUGUUCCUCCAGCAGUGAACAGCUUGUUCAUUUUGGUGAUUGAUGCUGCAUUUGUAAGAUGAGACCCUUGUUUGGCUUUGCUACAUUGCAUCCCGGGAUAUUAAAGAUGGAAAUCCUUUCAGCUCCGUUGAGAUACUUAACUUUUCAGAGACAUAUAUUUUGACUGCGAAUCUUGUUUUACGGUAAAUUUAAAAUAAACUAGCUUUGUAUUAGUGAUAAUAUCUAUGAAUAAAUGAUUCACAAUGUCAAAAAUCCCAGUCACCGGGUUAUAAUCCAACACUUAGAUUAUAACCUGGUGGCGUGUGAUUUUUGAUCUUGUUCAAUCCAGUCCAACACAGGCACCUUCACAUCCUGAUUCACAAUGCCGUUGGAGGACAAAUUGUAAAUCUGUGAGAUAAUAUUGACUGUUGAAAGCAGGAACAAUGAUGUAUUGUAGAUUUACAACAUGCAUGUAAUACCAUUUAGUAAUAAAACAAGUCAUACCUUAGUUUGUUGGCGUGAUCAGCCAGUGUGACCAGCUGGUUAUUGCUCCACUCUUGUUGUUCUCUAGUUCCAGCAGGAGGAUGUG